Molecule: messenger RNA, 4290 nt
Organism: Lepidothrix coronata (blue-crowned manakin)
Lineage: Eukaryota; Metazoa; Chordata; Aves; Passeriformes; Pipridae
Gene: GDPD1
Product: glycerophosphodiester phosphodiesterase domain containing 1
Exons: 10
Coding region: 98-1036 (312 amino acids)
Biological process (GO): glycerophospholipid catabolic process; N-acylethanolamine metabolic process
Cellular component (GO): endoplasmic reticulum membrane
Molecular function (GO): phosphatidylcholine lysophospholipase A1 activity; phosphoric diester hydrolase activity
Source: RefSeq, a predicted model, not a curated record
CCCUCAGCGGCUCCCGCUCCCUCAGAGCCUGCGGGUCCCGCAGCGGCGCCGGGCGGCGACCGGGACACGGACGGGGGCAACCGACCAGAGCCGCAGGAUGUCGGCCACGCUCUACGUGCUCUCCACGCUGGGCGGAUACGUCCUCACCUCCGCGCUCCUCCUCAAGUGCCCGGGGCUGCUCCACCGGCCCAAGCGGCAGCGCUUUCGCUGCCGGCACAUCUCGCACCGCGGCGGUGCUGGAGAGAACCUGGAAAACACAAUGGCAGCCUUUCACCAUGCUGUUAACUUAGGAACAGACAUGCUGGAGCUGGAUUGUCACCUGACUAAGGAUGAGCAAGUGGUCGUGUCCCAUGAUGAGAACCUGAAGAGAUCCACAGGAGUGGAUGUCAACAUCUCUGACCUCAAAUACUCUGAACUUCCACGGUAUCUCUGCAAGUUGGAUGUCACAUUUCAGAAAGAGUGUCAGUGUGAGGGGAAGGACAACCGUAUCCCCCUCCUGGAGGAGGUGUUUGAGGCAUUCCCAACAACUCCUGUCAACAUUGACAUCAAGAUGAACAACAAUGUGCUGAUCAAAAAGGUUUCCGAGCUGGUGACUCAGUACAAGAGGGAGCACCUGACGGUGUGGGGGAAUGUCAAUUAUGAGAUCGUGUCCAAGUGUUUCAAGGAGAACUCUGACAUUGCCACCAUCUUCUGUGCCCAGCGUGUCCUCCUGCUCCUUGGCCUCUUCUACACUGGCCUGCUGCCCUUCAUUCCCUUCAAGGAGGAAUUCUUUGAAAUUCCAAUGCCUUCCAUCAUCCUCAAGCUGAAAGAACCACAGAAGAUGUCAAGAAGCCAGAAAUUCAUUAUCUGGUUGGCUGACACGUUGCUAAUGAGGAAAGCACUGUUUGACCACCUCACAGCUCGGGGCAUUCAGGUGUACAUUUGGGUACUGAAUGAAGAACAAGAAUACAAGAGAGCAUUUGACCUUGGAGCAACUGGAGUGAUGACAGACUAUCCCACAAAACUGAAGGAGUUUUUGCAUAAUUAUCCAGCAUAAAAGAAGAAAACUGAGGAAGUUCUUGCAGAAUAGAUUGUGAGCCAAGGAUUUUCUUCAUUAAAAAAAAAAAAAAAAUUGGGGGCAGCAUCCACAGAUCAUUUUGCUGGAAAGAUGUAAUUGGAUGAUCUGUUUACCUUGUUGUCAAGUCACUACCUAAUGUAAAGGUUGUCUAUUUAUUUUACAACUGUAACCACAUAGUUUACAUCUGUAAAUAGCUCAUUUAGCAGUGGCACACUUCACAAAUUGUGAUGGCUAGGAAGAGAGUUGGGUACCUGGAGAUAAUGAGCAUUAUUUUACCUGUCACAAGUGUUCCUACGCAGGUGUCAAGACACGUCAGUUAUUCCAGUUGUAUCCUAGUGAGCAGAAACUGGAGAAUUUCUGGAAGUGUAACCUGUGUGUUUGCAUUUCUUGUGUUGCUUUUAGUUUUCAGGUAACUUGUAGAGCAAAAGAAAAAAAAAAAAACAGGCACAGGAGAAAUAGCAAAGCAGACCCUGUGUGUGGCCAGGUGGUUUAAGCCUGUGAAGUGCAGUCAGUAAAAGUGGUCACUUUUUAGCCAAAAUUAACUCAGUCAGGAUGGAUUUACUCUUAUUCUCCCUGGCAGGAAUGCUGGAUUUGAGUUGCAGCUGGUUUUAGACCCUCUGUGAUGUGAUGGUAAUACUGUGACUUGUUGGUCAAGGUCUAAAUAGAGUAUUUGAGCCAGGAUCUAGGUUUGACACUGAGUUCCAGCUCAAGGCUCCAGGUUUGCCCCUGGUGUGAGCUGACCUUGGCAUGGCAGUGUGUGGCUUUCCAGAAAGGCAGAUUGCACUCACCCCAGAUUACACUCACUUUGAAAUAGCCUUUUCACAAAGGAACACAAUGUCCUGGAAGUCUUUUGCACAUUUUGAUGAACAGGAAAUCGUUUUUAGGGUAAGGGACCAAAGAAGACUUAAGUUUGGUCAGGAGUUCCUAUCAGAUGAAUUCACCCAAAGCAGGUUUUUAUCUAUAAAGGGAGAAAGUGUCAGUCUGGUAUGUGUGUAAAUUUUAAUCUUUGCUCUCCACAGAAGUCCACUCAAUAGCCAUAAAGUUCACGUGCAUGGACAUGGAAAUAACUUCCCUGGCAAAAGCCAGAAAACCCUGAGGAUGGUGGAAUGGGAUCAGGCAGGAGGGUGUUUCUGGAAUACCCUCACAUGCUGCCCUGUCCUUGGGAGCAGUUGGUAUCCAUGUGCCAGACAGAUUUGAGCCUACAGUGCCCCUGUGCUUUGGUGUGCCCAUGUCAGUGCUUGAGGGGGCAGAAGGAGUUUAAUUACUGUGGCUUAACUGUACCCAAUGCCAUGUAUAAAGCUCAGUCAUUUCAUCAGCAGAGACUGUCACUAAACACUGGUUUUUAUUCCAGCAGUAUCUGUUCCCUUCACAUGAAAAUGAUGGAUUUCAAUCAUAAAUACAGUGGCCAGAUGCAGGAGUGUAUUCAUUGCAAGGUACACUCACUGCUAGGAGGACUUGGAAAGUCAUUUUUCCCUUGGUAGCUCAGAUAUGGCAGGGCAAGAACCCUCCCAGAUUUGUCAUCGUGGAGCAUCUUUGCUGUGUCAGAUGUCUGUGAGGAGGCUGCUGGAAAGCCAAAUCCAUCUGCAUGGAUAGUGCUUUGUUUCUGCAUUACAGUUCCUUUCUGAGGAAUAUUUUUGUUGGAUGAAAUGGAAGAAACUACUGAAUUUGGGAUUUAAGUGAUUUUACUGAUGGUGGCAAAUGAGUUAAUGGUGUCCUUUUCAAUAUCUGCCUGGUUAAGGUGACUGCAGAUUCCAUUUCCUCCUGAUUUAACCACCCUUGUUGCUUAUUGAAUGGAAGAGAGGAAAAAGUAUCUUCUUAAACUGUUCAGGGGGAAAAGGAUGAAAUUAUUUUUUAUGUACUAAGCUUUUUUUGUUUCCCUUUCAGAUCAGUUCUGUCUGGUCAGAUAAGUUCUAACAAUGAGUCAAGUCAUAGCUCUGCCUCCUUUCUAGAAGUCACAGAAUAGUUAUAGAAUAGGCUCCAUAUGCAGCUCAGUAAGUAAAUUAAAAAUUCCACCUUUCUGUCUUAAUCUGGGUUAAUACCAGUUUGUAGCCCCAGGCAGUUUUUAUGCAGUGUGGUUUCCUUAAGCUCAGUUUUAUUGCUAUUGAAUUUCCAACACAUGCACCUCAAUUAAAGAUAAUUCUGGUUUUAGAGGUUGCUACCAAAUAGCACUUACACAUCAAAACCUUUUUUUUUUUUUUUUCAGGCUAGGAAGAGCCAAGUUUUAAAAUACCAUUUUUAAUCUCUCAAGGGACAUGUGAUAGCUUCGUUUGUCUCUCGAGUUCCCCCCAUCAUUGACUAAAUAAACUAUUUUGCAUUAUUCUUUAUUGAAUGACAAAACACAGAUGUAGUUUUUUAAUUUUAAUAUUUUUCCUCUCUAGCAGCAGUGUUGGAAAUUUCUGCCUUCAAAGAUGCUCAGCACAUUUUUCAGCCAUUAGACCCAACCAGUCUUCCCACAUCUGCUGUAGCUCUUGACUGUGCUGUUUAUACAUGACCUUGGAUAAAUCUGCUGCUCAAUAUCUGGGAUUCAAGUGAGGCAAGUUACAUGGGAGGGAAGGGAUUCAGUGCUGGAAAAGCUGCUGAAUUUAUCCAUUCACCUGUUUGGGCUUUAGCACGAGACUAAAAUUUGGUCUCUUGAGACAGAUGAUGGAUGGUUGGUGGAUGAUCUGAGCACCAAUGCACAGGGCUCAGGCCAUGAUAACUGUCUGUGACAAAAUAACAUGGGUUUGGGGCAACUGUUGAAUGUUUGCUGUAUCAAAUAAUUGUUUUAAAUAUUCCAGAACUCGCUGUGUGAUUUUUUUAUUUAUUUUUUUUUUAACCCACUGGUGCAGAAAAGCUUUUGUUGGGAACUUGCACAGUUGUCCAGGAGGAUGUUCAGUUGAGCUCUCUCUUCGAGGGGAGAUUCUUUUCAGGUACCUUUUAACUCUUAAGUAUUGUUUUAACACUUCCUGUGUUCUCAACCCUGCUGCAGGAUAUUUGAUGUAUGAAGGAUGAUGUGUGUAUUUUAUGCACUUUUAAUUUGCAGGAAGCCUCGUGCACCUCUGUAGCUCCAAAGCUAGGAAGGGUUUUUCUCUUUUUGUGUAAAGUAAGAUCGGCGCUUUUGAAAUGUGACACAUGGAAACGUCUUUACUCAUAAAAGAUCUAAAACUUAAACACUAAUUGUGACUUCUUUGCCUAAGAGCCUCAUUUCUGUGAUGAUGAUUUUAUAUUUGCAGUGUAGUAAACGCUGAGCUUUU